Messenger RNA from Strongyloides ratti, 1341 nucleotides. Its product is annotated as Domain of unknown function DUF23 domain-containing protein. NCBI's taxonomy places the organism in Eukaryota, Metazoa, Nematoda, Chromadorea, Rhabditida, Strongyloididae. The transcript is spliced from 2 exons. The record is from RefSeq and is a predicted model, not a curated record. Bases 1 to 1341 code for a protein of 446 amino acids.
AUGGAAAAUCAAAAGAUAAAUUUUAACAAUUUUAAAUACUCAACAAAUGUCUCCGAAAAAUCAUUAAUAUUAUUAAAUUUUAAUUUGGUAGAAAAAGAAGUUUCUAUUAAUGUUUUUUCAUAUUUUAUUUAUGGUUUUGGUUUUGCAAGAUGUGUCUCAAUUAAUAAAAAUAUUAAUAUGUUUAAACUAAUAUUAUAUGAAAAAAAAAGAAAUUUAUAUAUUGUUGGUAAUACAUCAAGUAUCGUUAAGGAAUGUCCAUGGAGUUGGGCAGGUAAAUGUGAAUGGAAUUCAUUUUAUGUUGUCUUUUAUAUUCCUAAUAAUUUUGUAAAAAAUCUUGAAAAUAUUACAAUAUUUAAUUUAUAUACAUCAACAAAACUUGAUGUUACAAUAAAAAGAACCUAUAAUACAAAAAAAAAUAUAGAUAAUUUAACAAUUUGCGUACCACCAUUAUAUUGGUAUAACAAUUUUCUUCAAUUAUUUUUAUUCACCGAAAUUUGGAAAUUACAUGGAGCAUCUCAUUUUAUUUAUUAUUAUUAUUCUGUCUCUGAAAAUGUAAUGAGUCUUUUAAAAUAUUAUGAAUCUAAACAAAUAGUAACAUUAAUUCCAUAUAAAAGUUUACCAAAAUCUAAUUUAAUAGAUCCAAAUAAAAGUGUUUAUCGUUAUGGUCAUUUAACUGCAAUAAAUGAUUGUUUACAAAAAAGAUACUCCAAAUAUUCUACAGUUAUUGAUGUUGAUGAAUUUUUAUAUUAUAAUGAAACAAUAUUUUUAAAUAAAGAAAAUUUUUAUCAAUAUAUUGAAGAGAUAUUUAAAAAAAAUAAAAAAUUAAGUGGUAUAUUAUUUUCACAUCAUGGUUUACAAAUUGAUACAAAAAAUAUGAAAGAUGAUUUUGAAUUUUUACAAAAAACUUAUAUAAAUUAUUUUAAAGGACCACAAAAAUAUAUAAUUAAAUCAAAUAGAAUAGAAAUUGUUGAUUCACAUAAACCAUUAAAAUAUAUGAAAUAUAACAUUAAAACAAUAAAUUUUAAUGAUGCUUUCCUUUUACAUUUACGUGCUAAUUGGGCAUACAAAAAUAAUAAAAUUUACCAUAAAAUUAACUUAAUCUCAUUAAAUCAAACAAAACUAAUAAGUGAUCAAUUUAUGUAUAUUAAAAAAAUAUUAAAAUUUUCAAAAGAAUUUAACUUUCAGACUGAUGCAUUAAUGAUAAUGAAUAAAUGCCUAAGUAAGUGGAAGAUGAAUGGUUGUAAGAUACCUAAUGAUUUUUGUCAAAAAGAACUAUUAGAUGUUGAAAAAUGGAUAAAAAGUGAUGAUAUAUAUACACCAGAACAUUACUUAAUUUUAUAA